AUGAAGAAGUUAGUUGAUGAUAAUACCUGGAACUGGCAUAAAAAUUUAUAUGAAGCCUUAUGGGCAGAUAGAAUUACCCCUAAAAGAGCAAUUGGAAUGGCACCUUAUGAACUGGUGUAUGGAAUUAGUGCAAAGGUUUCUUUACCUCUGGAAUUGGCAGCAGUGAAGCUUCAAACUAUAAUUGGGGAUCGCUUCUCCCAAAAUGCUCUAGAAAAGAGAGUCAUGUAUUUGACAAAGUUGGAAGAGGAAAGGGAGAUGAUAGUGGAUAGAAUUACUGAACAUCAAAACAAGGUGAAAAAAAUCUUCGAUAUGAAGGCUCGACCAAGGGGGUUCGUCAAAGGGGAUGAAGUACUUUUGUGGGACAAGAGAAGAGAACCAAAGGGUGCCCAUGGAAAAUUUGAUUCAUUGUGGAGAGGUUCAUUCAAGAUCCAUGAAGUGGUGGGACCAAAUGCAUUUAGACUGAAUUAUCCUAAUGGAACAGUUAUGCCCUAUACCUAUAAUGGGCAACACCUGAAGCUCUAUAAACUUUGA
This is a messenger RNA of Cryptomeria japonica (Japanese cedar), 531 nucleotides long. RefSeq lists its product as uncharacterized. Gene Ontology annotation, molecular function: nucleic acid binding. The record is from RefSeq and is a predicted model, not a curated record. The coding region runs from base 1 to 531 and encodes 176 amino acids. NCBI's taxonomy places the organism in Eukaryota, Viridiplantae, Streptophyta, Pinopsida, Cupressales, Cupressaceae. The transcript has a single exon.